AUGUGAAUAAUACGUGGUGAGUUUUGUACGCUAGUUUGAAUAUAUGUGGUGAAGUGUGUGCGUUGAUUCCAGUAUAGGCGGCGAAAAGUGUGUGUGACAAAUUAAGUGUACUGUAUAUGUUGCUGGGUUGAUGGUUCAAUCGCCAUAUCUAUUUACUUAAUAAAAAAACGUUAAUAAAAAUCUCAGACAGCAGAAAGAAGCGAAUCUAUUAUAAAAAAAAGUGGAAAUGAUAAAACAAAGCCAAAAAACACGAUAACAGACUAAACCACUGCAAACACAAACUCAACUCUCGACACGCAAACAAAACUAAACCACCGUGCGCGCACUACUCUACAUCACACCAAAAACGUACCAUCAUAUCACAAUUCAGUCAUCGCCAAAAUCGCUAAUAUAAGAUCCAACAAACAAAGGUACAUGAGCACAACUAUGCCAAGGUCGACUGUAUGCAAAACAUCGCUCGUCAAAUCAACACAUUACAUCACAGUAUAACUGAGCAUUUUCGUGCGUUUAGUUUUACUCCGUUUGCUUCUUCUCGUUGUAUUUUCCACAGUUGUUCUCAUUGUCAUUAUUGUUAAGAUAUAAGCCACGUUGUGUGCUGAAUAUUUGUGGUAUGUUACAGAUUUAUGAUUUCCAGUUGUGUGAUCUAUGUUAUAUGAAUGUGUGGUGUGGUGCAUGCCAAUACGGUAUGUUAUAUAACUACUUAGUUCCAUGGUGCAGUUUAUAAGUUUGUUGCUAUUUUCACUUGGCAGAAAUGUCUGGGGCAAGGAAAAGAAAGUAUUCAGAUGAAUAUAUCAAGUAUGGCUUCACUGUUAUAGAGAGGAAUGGAUUUCAUCUCCCUCAGUGUGUCAUAUGCCAUACAGUCCUCAGCAAUGACGCCUUAAGACCUGGUCGUCUGGAGCGACAUUUGAGCACAAACCACAAAGCAUUAAAAGAAAAGCCAAAGGAGUUCUUCACAGCCAAACUGCAUGAGCUGAAUCGUAUGAAGCUGGACUCAAGCAGUGUUUUUCAUCAAGAAACGUGGAAACUGGUGGAAGCAUCUUACGAGCUGUCACUACUUAUGGCAAAAGCAAAGAAGCCUCACUCUGUGGGGGAGACCCUUGUAAAACCCUGCCUUUUGAGUGCUGCAAAUACUGUGCUUGGGGAAGAAAGCCAAAGAAAGUUAUCAAAGAUUUCCUUAUCAGAUAACACAGCGAAGCGUCGCAUUGACGAACUUUCAGAAGACAUAAAAGAACAAGUUUUGGACAAAAUAAAAGCAUCUCGCUUCUUUGCAAUACAGUGCGAUGAAAGUACUGAUGUUGCUCACCUCUGCCAGCUGCUUGUUUAUUCUCGAUUCGUGGAUGAAGGAACUGUGAAAGAAGAAAUUCUUUUCUCAGCAGCACUGGAGACAACAGCAAAGGCCAUUGAUGUUUUUUCAAAAGUUGAUGAGUUUUUCCAAGAGCACGGUCUUUCAUGGGAAAAAUUAGUCGGUGUUUGUACUGAUGGUGCCCCAUCAAUGAUUGGAUCUCGCUCUGGAUUUGUGAAGUUGGUGAAAGAAAAAAAUCCUGCUGUAACUGGGACUCACUGUGUUAUCCACAGACAAUCAUUAGCAAGCAAAACUCUGCCUGGUAAUCUACGCAGUUCACUGAAUUUGGCAAUAAAAGUGGUGAAUUUUGUAAAGAAUAGCUCUUUGAAUUCUAGGCUUUUCGCAGCUCUUUGCUCAGAUUUGGGCACUGAUUAUAAGACUCUCCUGUUUCACACCGAAGUCAGCUGGCUUUCCAAGGGAAACAUGCUGAGUCGUCUUUACGAGCUCAAAGAUGAAGUGGAAAUUUUCUUGCAGAAGCAGAAACAAGACAAACUGUAUGAAGCAUUCAGAGAGGAAGACUUUCAGCUCUCACUAGCAUACCUUGUGGACUUUUUUGAGGCCAUCAACAACCUCAAUUUGAAGUUACAAGGAAGAAACACAAACAUCAUUGCACACUCUGAUGUGAUCAGAGCUUUCACCGAAAAAAUUCAUCUUUGGAAACGAAAAGUACAAGUUGGGAACUUUUCAUCGUUCUCACAUCUGAAUGAGCUCUUAUCUGAGAAGAGAAACAUUGAGCAGUAUGACAUGACAAAAGAGGUUUUAUCACAUCUGCAUUCCCUUGCUGAGGAAUUUAUGCACUAUUUUCCAGAUGUCUCAAUGGAGAAUUCUCUUUGAACAUUGGUGCAGAAUCCAUUUAACACUGAUGUGGAGUUGUUACUGGAAUCACUGCAAGAGGAAGCC
Molecule: messenger RNA, 2242 nt
Organism: Scylla paramamosain (green mud crab)
Lineage: Eukaryota; Metazoa; Arthropoda; Malacostraca; Decapoda; Portunidae
Product: protein FAM200C-like
Source: RefSeq, a predicted model, not a curated record